Messenger RNA from Closterium sp. Naga37s-1, 1605 nucleotides. Lineage: Eukaryota; Viridiplantae; Streptophyta; Zygnematophyceae; Desmidiales; Closteriaceae. The record is from the annotation of a GenBank genome assembly.
AUGCGCCUUGACUCAUUUGCAUUUCGUCCGCCCACACUGCCCUCAACAUCACCUUGCAUUCACUCAUCUCUCCACCUGUCCACCCACCCUUGCAUUCACUCAUCUCUCCACCUGUCCACCCACCCUUGCAUUCACUCAUCUCUCCACGUGUCCACCCACCCUGGCAUAUCACUGCGUCAGAACCGGGAGGACUUUGAGGCCGAACUGAAGCAGCGCUUUGGCGUGCUUGUGACCAUGCCUGUAGUCAAGCCUGACUCCCCUCCACUACCAGAAGAGAUAGCUGGCGUCAUCAAGACGGGGCAUAAUCUGCGGGAAAAGAUAUCGAAAAGACACAAAGGCAAGGAGCCUCUGAAAACGCCAAUGGGAGAGGAGGUGUUGGAGUGGGAGCGGGAGUUGAGAGCUGUGCUGCACAAGCAUGCCCCCUACCUCACUUCCAUCCAACUGCCUCUGGAGCAAGUGGUCGCUACAGUCCAAAACCAGCUACACCAGAUCGCUACAGGACAAAUCCGCCUGCAGGUCGCCGCCAAGACGAGCUUCCGCAGCAUCCAACUGGCAGCGGUGGUGAUUGAUCCAGCUGCUGAGGUGGUACCAGGCGGCGCUGACGUGGCAGUGAGCGGGCGGCAGCUGUUGCGGACGUUAGAGGAGCUGGCGAGAUCCAAUUCGCGAAUGGCAGAGUUCUGGAAAACGGCAGAAGGUCCUUUGAGAAAGAAACUGGAAGUGGUUACCAGUGGUGCUGCUGUGGCUGCUGGUGCUGGUGCUGGUGCUGGUGCUGGUGCUGGUGCUGGUGCUGGUGCUGGUGCUGGUGCUGGUGCUGGUGCUGGUGGUGGCAGCAGCAGGGGGUUGGGGUGGCUGCAUGUGACACUGGCCCACAAGAAGGAGCAGGGAGUGCCAGCAGUGGUGGGGUAUGCUCCCAUGGAGGGCCGUGCGGUCGCUGUGCUGGCAACGGCACUGCUGUUUGAUGAAAACGUGGCUGCACUCGCUGUGGAGCUGAGGGGAGGGACGGGUGGGGAGGAAGGGGAGCCAGUUCGCUCGCUGAACGAGUUUGCACACAUCACUCUUCCGCUUGCUUUGCGCGUCUCCGCGUUCCGUGCGCCCGCGGGCAUGCAGGGGCAUGAGGGCGGGGAUGGCCCUUCCGGCGGAGGCGGGGGAGCGGGGCGGGCGAAGGGGAAAGCGGCGGCGGAGGAGUUGUGCGGGUCGAAGAAGAAGGCAGGAAUCUUCCUGAGAGAACUUUCACUGAGCGUACCAACUCCUUCAUGCUUCUCUCACAUGCUCGCACGUGCUCCCGUCCCAUGUGUUUCCACGAGCUCUCACGACCUCUGUGUUGCAUCUGCGGUGCGUGCAGUGCGGCUCAUGAUGUACGGAUUUGGGGAUGAUCCCGAGCCCCUGCCAGAGACAGUGGAGCUGGUGGAGGAGAUGGUGAUCGAGUACAUCACAGACUUGGUGCAUCGAGCGCAGGAGGUGGCGGCCAGGCGGGGCCGUCUCACCACUGAGGAUGUGCUCUUCCUCAUCCGCAAGGACCCACGCAAGUUUGCAAGAGCAAGGGAGUUACUGGCGAUGAACGUGGAGCUGAAAGAAGCGAGAAAGGCAUUUCAAGAGGAGCAGUAG